This is a messenger RNA of Psylliodes chrysocephalus, 4383 nucleotides long. NCBI's taxonomy places the organism in Eukaryota, Metazoa, Arthropoda, Insecta, Coleoptera, Chrysomelidae. The record is from the annotation of a GenBank genome assembly.
GUUAAAAUUCACCAUUUUUACAUGGUUUCUUAUGGAUAAACGUGAACAAAUUUGAUGAAGACAGGGGCCUUUUUGAAAACAAUUAACGCUCAUAUUGACAAACGCCCACGUGACAACAUUUUAUGUCUAAUAUUAAAUUCACUUAAAAAGUAUCAAAAUGGGUGAUUAGAGUUAAAAUGCACCAUUUUUACAUGGUUUCUUAUAGGGGAGAACACACAAAUUUGAUAAAUUCAGAGGCCUUCUUAAAAACUUUUUAAACCGUUUAGUCUUCCGUCCGACCAAAAGUUUACCUUAUACCUAUUAACUUUUGUUUCAGAUUGUUAAAGUAUUAGAACAUAUCCAACUGUUGAAAUAUACAUUUUCUUGUUAAAACAUUGGAGCGCAUCCUACCUACAACAUUUGUAAUAUUGGGCACUUUUACGUAUUAUUGUGCAGUGAAGACGCAUCUUAAGAAUUAAAUAUACUUUGGUGUAAUAUAAUGGCUCUGUUUACGGAUUUGGUUCGAUACAUUGCUGGUUUUCUCGGUCUGCUAUCUACGAGUUAUGAUGAAGCGGUAGCCCAAAAAGGACUACGAGAGUGUCAAAAGGGGAUAAAGCGUAUAAAUUAUGCAUUGAAAAAUGCCAAAACGAUGGGUGAGAAGCAACAUCUGGAGGCAUGCUUAAGAAAUAUAAAGACUUAUCACAACCAGGUAAAAGCUAUGGUAAAAAAGGGGACCGGGCUUAAAUCUAGAAAUGAAACUGCAAGGGAUCAUGUUCGCUGGAAUGAUUCCGAUACUGCAUUCAAUAGCCGCAUCCGGACGGGUGUAAUCAGUAAUCUAAACCAUAAGGAUCCCAAGGCUUUUUUGAUCGAUGCUAAGGUUUUAUUUAAGCGGAGGAUACAGGCGGCUUUAAAAAAAGAUGAGGCUGUUAAGGUCAACACAGCUUUCGGGGGAGAGUUUGAGGUGGUGAAGGGAGAUCGUGUGCAGGUAGAGCACAAGUACUUUACUACCUCAAAUUCGCCAAUUUAUAGAGACACCAAUCUUGAUGAAUGGUUUGAAGAAAAGGUAAUUAGGCCAAUCAUGAAUGAGCUUGAGGAGUUUCAAGAACGUGACAGUGGCUGGGCGUUGAAGAAGGUGAUAAAUUUGGGGGUUAAUAUUAACAAGUUUACACCCCAACUUGGAUCCUCGUAUGUCGAGCUGCCUCCUCAAAUUGCAAAUAAAAAAGCAUGCGUGAACGUUAAGAACGAUGACCAGGCAUGUUUUGCUUGGGCCAUUACAUCUGCUUUAUAUCCUAUACAUAAAAAUUCUGAUAGAGUUUCUUCAUACCCACAUUACUCCACAGUCCUUAAGCUCAAAGGAAUUCAAUUUCCUAUGACCAUGAAACAAAUUCCAAAUUUCGAGAAGCAGAAUGAUGUAUCUGUUAACGUUUAUAUCCUACAAAAAGAAAAAAAGCCGUUUGCCACAUUACCAACUUACCUUACAAAGGAUAAAAAAGAUCGACAUGUAAAUCUUUUGCUUAUUCAAGAUCGUUAUGAUGAUGCUCCUACAACAUACCAUUAUGUGUGGAUAAAAAGCCUUUCCAGACUACUAUCGCAACAGUUGUCAUCUAACCACAAUAAAAAGUUUUUCUGUGAUCGGUGUCUACAUUACUUUCAUACAAAAGUGAAGUUGGACAAACAUCUUGAGGACUGCAAGAAGUUUAAUGAGACUGCGAUCAAGAUGCCUGAACCUGGAAAAAACCUUCUCAGGUUUAAAAAUCAUAAGAAUAAAGAAAAGGUUCCUUUCAGUGUGUAUGCCGAUCUGGAAAGCGUCCUAAGACCCACCAACGAUCUUAAGAAACCGCAGGAACACGUUCCAGCUGCUGUUGGAUACUAUUUAAAGUGCAGCUAUGAUGACUCCUUGUCGUUCUAUCGAGCUUAUCGAGGUGUUGACUGUAUGCAGUGGUUCGCUGAUGAGAUGGCACAGCUAGCAGAAGAUAUGGCAACGGUCUUUUGGUGUCCUUAUGAUAUUCACAUGACUCCUACUCAGGAAGCGGAAUUUCAAAAAGCAACUCAUUGUCAUAUAUGCGAGGAACCAUUCACAACUGAAGAUAAGAAAGUGCGCGAUCAUUUUCAUUUAAUCCCCGAAAACAACUAUAGAGGUCCCGCCCAUGAAGGGUGUAAUAUAAAUUACAAAGACACUCACAUUGUACCUGUGGUGUUUCACAAUUUAUCAGGAUAUGAUGCCCACUUUGUAAUCACAGAUAUUGCCACACGAAUGAAAGGAACUAUCGAUUUGCUGCCCAUCACCAAGGAAAAGUAUAUUUCCUUCACCAAACAUAUUGAUGAGUGUCCUAUUCAAUUCCGUUUUAUCGAUAGUUUCCGAUUUAUGGCCUCUUCUUUGGAUAAGCUUGCUUCAUAUUUACCUGAACAUCCAAAUUUAAAAUCUCAGUUCCAAGAGUUGCCAGAAGACCAGUUUAAUUUAUUAACCAAGAAAGGAAUAAUGCCUUAUGAUUACAUCGAUUCAUUCGAUCGAUUUGGGGAAACUUCUUUGCCGCAUAUUGAUAAAUUCUUCAACAAGUUAGAGGAUAGGCCGUGUCCUCGUAGGCUUUACCUUCGAGCAAAGCAUGUAUGGAAUAAGUUUGGAUGCAAAGAUCUUGGGCAAUACGUUGACUUAUACAUGAAGACUGAUAUCAUGCUUCUUGCCGACGUCUUUGAACGGUUCCGUUCUAGCUGCCAUAAAACAUACGGUCUUGACCCUGCCCACUAUUAUACUUUACCUGGAUUUACGUGGGAUGCGAUGUUGAAGUAUACCAAGCAGGAACUGGAGCUGCUGACUGAUGUUGACAUGUUUUUGUUUGUUGAGCGAGGCAUUCGAGGAGGGCUUAGUCAAGUCUGCUCCAAAAGGCGAGCCCAUGCAAACAAUCAGUAUAUCAAUAAUUACGACCCCAGUAAGCCCAGAUCGUUCCUUAUGUACUUUGACGUUAAUAAUCAGUAUGGUUGGGCGAUGAGCCAGUAUCUGCCGUAUGGAGGUUUCGAAUGGGUAGAUACCAACAUCGACGUUCUGUCCAUUUCUGACGAUGCAUCAGAGGGGUACAUGCUGGAAGUUGAUCUCGAGUACCCUCAACAUCUUCAUGAUCAACAUAAAGAUCUACCUUUUUGUGGUCAGCAUAUCGACCCGAAGACUGGUAAGCCCCGUAGAACAACAAAGGAGCUUACCAAGUUGAUGGCUACCCUUAAGCCUAAAACAAAAUACGUGAUCCAUUACCGAGCCCUCAAACAAGCUUUAUCCCACGGGUUGAUACUUACCAAGAUCCAUCGUGUGUUGAGAUUUAAGCAGGCUCCAUGGCUGAAGAGCUACAUUGACCUCAACACGGAGCUGCGGAAGAAGGCUACAAAUGAGUUUGAGAAGAACCUCUAUAAACUCAUGAACAAUGCUGUUUUUGGUAAAACGAUGGAAAACAUCCGAAAGAGGGUCAAUAUCCGGCUUCUAACUGAAUGGAGUGGGCGGUAUGGAGCAGAGGCGAUGAUAUCGAAACCUGAAUUUAAAAACUGCACUAUAUUUAACGAGAACUUGGUUGCAGUGGAAAUGAAGAAGCUGCAGAUCUGGCUUAAUAAACCCAUCUACGUUGGUCAGUCAAUUCUCGAUUUGGCGAAAACGACGAUCUAUGAUUUCCAUUAUGGAUAUAUGGUAGAUGCCUUUCCUGACUGUUCCGUGUUAUACACCGACACCGAUUCCCUUAUUUACGAGCUUCAUCAAGACCCAUACGAAGUUAUAAAGCGUGACUGUCAUAAAUACUUUGAUACGUCAGACUAUCCUGAGCAGAACAUCUUUGACAUCCCUCAGGUCAACAAAAAAGUGCUUGGUAUGAUGAAGGACGAGAAUAAUGGGAUCCCGAUGACAGAUUAUGUAGGACUCAGAGCAAAAUUAUAUUCCUUAAAAGUAUUGGUAACGGAUGAUGCUGUGCUGAAAAUGCGCAAGGAGCUUGAGGAGAAGGAGUAUGAUGAGGAGGAAAUUGAGGAAAUGAUAAGGCAUUUUGGCGUGACGAAAAAGGCGCAAGGUGUGAAGUCAUCGGUGGUUAAGACUAAGAUCAAUUUUGAUGAUUACAUCGAAUGUCUCGAUAGCUGGUCAGCAAAGGUUAUUAGUCAAAAUUUAAUUCGAUCCUCCAAACAUCAGGUUCAUUCUAUAGUGCAGGAAAAAAUCGCCCUUUCACCCUUCGAUGAUAAACGUUAUCUUAUUCCAGAAUCAUACAGGACGCUGCCUUGGGGCCAUUAUUCGAUACCCAGUGAUAUGGAGGUUGAUGUGGACCCAUUUUCAAAUUAAUAUUUUUUUUUUAGUUAGUAUAUUUUCUUUUAAUUAUAACUUUUAUACCAAACUCUUCAAUUCAUACCAAACUCUGUUUGUAUAGAAAAAAAUAAAAAUGUUUU